Schistosoma spindalis is the source of this 1750-nucleotide messenger RNA. NCBI's taxonomy places the organism in Eukaryota, Metazoa, Platyhelminthes, Trematoda, Strigeidida, Schistosomatidae. The record is from the annotation of a GenBank genome assembly.
CAUAAAGCCCCGCAGAAUUUGAGGAAUGGGGACAAUCUCUUAAGUUGUACCGUUGAAAAUAUCUAGAACAUGACCGUUGCAAGCAUGGAUGAACAGGUAACAAUCCAUACUGUAGUGAAACGAGGUGACUUUGUGGCACUCAAGGGAAUGAUUUCGAGUGGAGCCAGUGUAAAUGAAGUAGAUAAACAUUCAUUUACACCUUUACAUUGGGCUGCUAACGUAGGUGCGAUAGAGGUAACAGACGAUCUGGUAUUCGAGUAAGCAUUUGAUUUCUGCACUAAGAUUUUACAAUAUCUACUGUGGAAAAAUGCUGAUCCUUUAUUGGUGACUAAAAAUGGUUGGACACCCGUUCAUAUAGCUGCCAUCCGAGGCUAUGAGAAAUGUAUACAGUCACUGGUUGACAGAGGUGUCAGUGUCUCUGUUAAAGACAAAUACGGUCAGACUCCUGGCCAUCUGGCUUCGAUACAUGGAAAUUCUGGCAGUCUUUUAACCCUCCUACGCGCUGGUGCUGAUCUUGAAACAGUGGAUAUUAGUGGAUGGACAAUGUUACAUGCAGCUUCAUUUCACGGACGACUGGGAUGUGUCCAGGUGUUGCUCAGGUGGGAUCUGCGAAUAGAGGAUACGGAUAAAGCUGGAAAUAAUGCUGCUCAUCUAGCAGCAAUGGAAGGUCACUUACCUGUAUUACAGUAUUUAAUGAGUCAAGUUCAAAGUCCAUUGUAUAUACUCAACACUCCCAAUGAUCAUGGAGAAACCGCUGAAGCUCUAGCUAGACGGUUUUUGAAAAACGAUGUUGAAUCGUAUAUAAAUAAAAUCAAAACAGAACAGACAUUCCAUAGAGGAUCAGAAUACUCAGAGACAUUAGCGUUUCCAGCACAUGCAGCAGCUUAUUCUGGGAACUUAAUCCAACUACGUGUUUUAAUAGAAUCAGGGACUGUAAAGAUAGAUGAAAGAGAUGAACAGGGUGCAACACCAUUACACAAAGCUGCUGGUCAAGGACACCUGAAGAUAAUUCAGUGGCUUCGAGAAAACGGUGCUGAUCGAAAAUUAAGAAAUGAACUGGGUGAAUCACCAGCCGAUGUAGCUAGAAGGUAUGGUCAGUUAGGAGCGCUAAAACUUUUAUCAUCUAAAUCUGAUGGAGAAUAUGAGAAUGAUGAAAUUUCAGAUAUUAUGGAUUUACCAUCUGAUAUUCCGCUUGGUUAUACUGAAGGUGAAAAAAUGAAUCAGCUUAUAGUGGAUAAAACUGGCGCAAUCGGUAGAGCUAAAAUUAGAAUUGAAAAAUUAGAACGUUUGUUAGAAUUGGCUAAAUCAGAUUAUAAGCAACUGGAUGGUCCAAUUGAGAAAGAAGAAAAACAAAGAAUCGAUGCCUUGAAUGAACUUGGCCGAAAUUACGAAAAGCAGAUUGAAGAAUUGAAAGCAACAUUGGAGUGUGAACGUAUCUAUCGAGAGAAACUAGAGUCACGUUUGGAUGAGUCAAGACGAGAAGUUGCUACACUAACCAUGAAGCUAAAUGAAGGUCAUUCCGGUUCCUCUGACAAUUACCUCACCAAUAAAUCAAAAAUUCAACAAAAUUUCGAUUAUCAAAAUACCAAAAAAAUUAAUAAAUUUAAUGGAAGUAUAAGUAGUUUUGAAAGUAAUAAUAGUGUAUCUAUGAAAAAAUAUAAAAAUAAAUAAUGUUGAAAAAAACGAAAAAACUUAAUUGUUUAUUUUGAUGUGUGUAUUUUACUUAAACAUUUCUUAUCAAUUAGUUGGC